Molecule: messenger RNA, 1342 nt
Organism: Pichia membranifaciens NRRL Y-2026
Lineage: Eukaryota; Fungi; Ascomycota; Pichiomycetes; Pichiales; Pichiaceae
Exons: 2
Coding region: 105-1265 (386 amino acids)
Cellular component (GO): endomembrane system
Molecular function (GO): acyltransferase activity
Source: RefSeq, a predicted model, not a curated record
GGCAUCUUGAUUUUCGUUUUCUAACAAGCUAAAACGUUUAACUCUUUUUGUUGGACUUUUUCUAGUUUUAUAACCAAAAAUUUAUCUUCUGAAUACCCACCGCCAUGACUUUGCGUGGUGAGAUCUUCACGCAUUUAGGCAAGGAUGAAAUUAAAACGGUUUUAGAAUCGCCCACCCUAGUUAAUUGCUUCAAAUUUUCUAGAGCCGUGAGCUUUAUUAUGGUUCUAGCAUUGUAUUGGAUAUGCUACAAUUUUUUGUCGUACAUAUCAUGCGCCUUUAAAAUUAUGAUGCCUUCUACAAGGAAUAUCUUUGAGGUGUAUUUUUCAUCAGGUUUCUGGACAUUGUGCAUUUAUUUCUUGGAGGUAAAUGGAGUGAAAGUAAACAUUAUCGGAGAUCAUGUAGAGGAUGAAAACGCAUUGAUUGUGAGUAACCACCAGUCAAUUGUGGAUCAUAUAGUGUUCCCGUAUCUCACCCGCAGAGCAGUGAACGACGCAGAAUUGGAGAGAUUAAAUAUUUUCAGUGAUUCUGACGAAGAAACGUCUGACAAAAAGGCUCCACCAAAAGAAGAAAAGAAAGAGGUGAAGAAAGGAAGCAAGAUUAAGUUCAAAAUUUUAAACAACGAAGAGCCUUUUUUCGCCAAAGACUUGUCCACACUGCUUAUUCCGAAAAACAAGUUCUUCACGUGGUUUGAGAUUUGGGGUAUCCCUACAAUUGAUUAUUUUACACACAUUUCACAAGCAGAUGAAAACUGGGAAAUGGACGGAGAGACUUUAGUAACAGUUUUCCAGAAUUUCCUUGAGUCGUCAUCUAAUAUAACUCAGUGGUUAACGCUUUUCCCCGAAGUGAAUAUGUUUACGGAAAAGGACUUGAGAAUGCAGAAUAUAUCAGGUGAAAAGCAUUAUUUGCCGAUUUUUGAACAUGUGUUGUAUCCGAGAUUUGGAGGAUUUGCGAAUGCGAUCGGAGGAUUGUACAAGACGAACUUUACUCGUCUCUACGAUGUUACUUUACUUUACUACAAUAGAAACAAAACAACGGGGGAGAUCAUUAGCUUUGAUCCCCCUUCGUUGUUGAAUAUUCUUGGACUACGAGAUUGGAAUGUUGAGACAGUUAUACUAGUCAAUGUUGCUGGUAAAUUCCUGAGCAGAGUUCCAUUGAAGAGAAAUAAGCUAGAGAAGUAUUUAGAAAAUCGUUGGAUUAAGAAGGAUAAAUUGAUUAAAAAGUUACAGAAGAGAAUUUUGAGGGAGAAUGAAAUAGCGUUUCAGUAAGAAGAAAAGAUUUUGUAUGUAUAGAAAUUUCUGGUUGAUAUUAUAUACUGAUAUUAUUAUUAUUAUUAUUAUUAUUA